Molecule: messenger RNA, 1398 nt
Organism: Ixodes scapularis (black-legged tick)
Lineage: Eukaryota; Metazoa; Arthropoda; Arachnida; Ixodida; Ixodidae
Product: nucleolar protein dao-5-like
Exons: 1
Coding region: 1-1398 (465 amino acids)
Source: RefSeq, a predicted model, not a curated record
AUGGGAACUCUAGCAACGCGAGUACAAGAGCGAAAUAGAGCGGCUGGACUACGAGUUCGAGCAGCUCGAGCUCGCGGAAAAGCGCGGGAGUUGGAGGCUCUUUGUCGGGCGGCAACAGGCGUUGAAGGGGUGACAGAAAAGGCGUGUCAGGGAAAGGAGAAAGUGGGAGCUGAUGACACAGAGUUGACCGGAGACCAGCGUCUUUCUCCCGACACGACCGUCGCCGUUCUUCGCAAGCCCGACCCGAACUCCGAGCGGCGGAACGGUGAAAGUGAUGUGGAAGCAGCGGCAGAAGUGGUGUGUCAGGAAAAGAGGAAAACGGAAGCUGGAGACACCGAGGUGACCGGAAACCAGCGUGUUUCCUCCGACACGACCGACGCUGUUCCACGCAAGACCAACCGAACGCCCGAGCGGCGGGAAAAGGAAGAGAAGGCUCUUCGGGCGUCCAGCUGCGACUUCCCGGAGGACGAAGGCGACGCCAAGACAGAGACGACGCCGGGGGAGUCCAGCCAGCUUAUGGAGAGCGGCGCCGAGAUGCCACAAACAGCGGUUCAGCAAACAAGCCAGGAUCCUGACCGCUCUGAUCGGCACCCGUGCGGCUUUGGGAUCCAGCCCACGGCGCCAUCGCAGGAGUCCACGCGGCUCACCAGGAGGGAGGUGAUUGGGAUUUCCUUCGACGAGAUCAACCACACCUGCCUGGUGCGGUUGCGGAGCCCGGACUCCAGACCCUUCACGGAGUCCGCGAGCCAGGAGAACGUCGACGAGCACACGUCCGGUAGCGAGUCGUCGAGGUUGGAGGACGGGAGACCCCAAGCCGGCCAUAACAAGGAACCUGCAACCGGAGGCGGCUGCGCGGGCAAGGGACCCACUGGAGACACGAUGGAGCCCGGGCGAGACAAAGCAAGCCCGACGCCAGUGCACCUGAGGAGGUCGUCAUCUUCGCGGCAUGGUGCAUCUGAGACAGAGAACUCGGAGGCUGUUAUGAGCAAGCAACCGAGACCCAAGAGGAAGAGGCGGCGCCGAAUCAGCGUUGUACGUUCUAGCAGCAAAGCUUCCUGCAAAGAGCGCCCAGGAAGACGCGACGAGCGCCACCUUAAGAAGAGGAAGCGGUCCUCGAAGCUGGGAGGGGGAAAACUCCAGCACCCCAAUCCCAACAAGCCACGGACCCACAGCUCAAGUGCGAGAAAAGAGCCUGGAGGAGGCAACAACGAGCCUGGAACGACGCAGCGAGGUUCCAAACGGAGGCACAGCUCAUCGCCCGUGGUUCAGCCAGGCAUCACGUCGGACGGGGAAACCAAGGGAGAUCUCCGGGACUGCAGCUUCGCGCCUGCACGCAAGUCCAAGGAGAAGAACUUGAACAGUCCGAGUGAUGCCAAGAACAAACACGGCGUGGGUUAG